AUGAACUCAACUGUGCUGAUUAUUACCAUCUCCCAGCGAGUGGACCCGGAGAUUUGGCAUAUCAAUGUCCAAUACAAUGCGUGUCAAAUGCAUGUCUCGGACGGAAGUAAAUCGAAACAUGCUUCCGGAGAUUCAACCAGUCUAGAUCUGGAAGACGAACAAUUAAGAAGUGAUCCAAGACCUUCAAAGCAGGUCACAAAGUGUGACGAAAAUUCGGGAAAAUUGGUUACACAAUUGGGGACGGAGGAAGUUUUACCUCGGAUCAAGGCUCAAAGGUGGCAACAUUCCUCGGAAAACCCCACUCUGGAAGACAAUUACAAGCCUUCUGUUAAAAGUUGCAACACCUACUUGGAUCAUUCCGAAGCAGACAAAUCCAGCGGAUUCAAGAAAAAAGGGAUCGGAAAGGUUGCUGCCAUUGUGAAGGUAUCUCUCGAAGAGCUGAUCAAACAACCGGAUACCAUGAACCUGGACUCUUGUUGUAAAAAGGGUGCCAAUUCUCCAGCGGUUCAAGAGCAGCCAGACAUAAGGAGGCAGGUUUGUGCAGCAUUCACUCGUACAGAGAAGAGACAUGACCAAAACGGUAAGCGAACCACCGAUAAAUGGUUACCUGUCUCAGCGGACGCAUUCGAGAUAGCUUCGGUGGGCUGUGAGAAAAGCAGUGCAUCUACACCACGGGCAGUCAAGAACUUUGAGUACACAUCAAAAGGAGCCCACAACUCACUUCGAAUGGACCUCCCACAGUUAGCGAGACGAAAAGUGCACAGGAAAAAGGCUACGGCAGCGGAGUUAUCUGGAACUUUUGAAUCAUUAGUACCUGUAAGGCGUCGGCCAAUAUUUAAAGCAACACCACUAUCGGAAAUUGAAUGUUCAAAUGCUCUAAACGACAGCCUAUAUCUAAACACCCAGGGGAAAACAGCUAGGGAUCAAAUGUCAGUUGAAAAAAACACGUCUCAGGCACAUCAACCGGAUUCAAACAACCUGCACAAUCUUAAACGUUUUGAGAUGUUAGAACAAGAACAGUCGGAAAUUGUCAACCGGUUAUUGCGUAACACAGAAUGCAUGCAAGGCAAAUCAACAGCAGACCGACCACGAAAAUCUGUCAAGGUUAACGGAACCAGUGAUAAUCUAAUCAGAUCUUCAAGUGUACCUCACAAAGGUUUGGAAAACGUUUCAGGUAAUUCCAGAAGACCGCGAAGCUUUGAAAGAGCUGGGAGGCAUAUAUUUUAUUAUCGUCGACGAAUGCUUAAAAGACUGGUCAAACAAAGAUCCUGGAAGUUGUGCAAAACAACUAGCUCCACGAACCUCAUUCCUUUGAAGGAAAAGGAACAAGUUACCUGCUUAUAUACAAUGAGAACUAUAGGAGGCGUCUUCGUGCGGUUGGUUUUGGCAGCAUUUGCACUCGUCGGCCUGCUAACGACGCUGGCUUGGAUCGCAGAGAAUCAACCAAGUGUCACCGAGAACACCAUGGAAAAAGAAAUGGGUUCGCCAGUGUUUUCGUGGCUCACCAGACCGGAUAAUACAAUGUCCAUUGAGAAGAUAGUUCGAAUGUAACAACCUAGUGGGGUAAACGCUACUAAUGUCAGGGAACAAAGUCAGGCACAUAGUGAUAUCGCAACAUGAGCCCUUUUUGUAGAUAAGUUGCACGUCACUUGUGUAUACCCAUGAUCAAACUGCAUAAAUACAUCUAGCU
Molecule: messenger RNA, 1690 nt
Organism: Opisthorchis viverrini
Lineage: Eukaryota; Metazoa; Platyhelminthes; Trematoda; Opisthorchiida; Opisthorchiidae
Exons: 5
Coding region: 1-1551 (516 amino acids)
Source: RefSeq, a predicted model, not a curated record